AUGUUGAAGAACACUGUGCUCAGCGCCCUUGUGUUUGCCUCCCUGGCGUGGAUCAAGACCGGCUCCGCCCUCUCGACAAAGUCCACCGCCGAGAUCCAGGGACGCAGCUUCAACGGGCUGUCCAGCUGCAGCGCUUGCUACUUUACCUCCAUGUCCUACCAAGACUUCUCUCGCGCAGACGCCAUGGCCUGCUUCAAGGAAUUCGCUGACCACAUUGUAGUCGAGUACUCCAAGAAGUGCAACCCAACAUGCUCGGUACCGGGUACUCGCACACUUGCGCCAGAGACGGUCAAGAUGGUGCGUCUCUCAAACGGCAUGAACGCCUAUGCCGAGGCGGGUAGUUUCACCAAUCUGCCCUUGAAUGCCGAUCAGCAGCACAAUGGCUUUUCCGAAAAGUGGGGAUGCACCAACGGCAUGCUUGGUGAAGUCUCUUGCGCCGGCUGCAAGCUCAACUAA
This is a messenger RNA of Microstroma glucosiphilum, 456 nucleotides long. RefSeq lists its product as hypothetical. The transcript has a single exon. NCBI's taxonomy places the organism in Eukaryota, Fungi, Basidiomycota, Exobasidiomycetes, Microstromatales, Microstromataceae. The coding region runs from base 1 to 456 and encodes 151 amino acids. The record is from RefSeq and is a predicted model, not a curated record.